This is a messenger RNA of Candida tropicalis MYA-3404, 1968 nucleotides long. RefSeq names its product Rrn11p (gene RRN11). NCBI's taxonomy places the organism in Eukaryota, Fungi, Ascomycota, Pichiomycetes, Serinales, Debaryomycetaceae. Gene Ontology annotation, molecular function: RNA polymerase I general transcription initiation factor activity; RNA polymerase I core promoter sequence-specific DNA binding; TBP-class protein binding. The record is from RefSeq and is a predicted model, not a curated record. Gene Ontology annotation, biological process: transcription initiation at RNA polymerase I promoter; nucleolar large rRNA transcription by RNA polymerase I. The transcript has a single exon. The coding region runs from base 1 to 1968 and encodes 655 amino acids. Gene Ontology annotation, cellular component: RNA polymerase I core factor complex.
AUGUUUGAAGAUAUAACGUUUCGAAAUAAAGACCAUAUUAGAGUGUCAAGAACCUCGAGACAAUUAUUAAGUAAAUAUAAAGAACUUAAAAAAUUCACAGAAAUUUAUAAAAAAUCAAAUAAUUCAAAUAAACAAAAACUACGACGACAUAAAGGGAAAGUAUUGGAGAUAUUACAUAAUGAAUUGAAUAAAAAAUUAAAACCUGAAGAAACGUAUGAAAUUUGGCAUGAUUUAGCUAAUGUUUUGAAUAAAAAUGUUGCUAAGAAAGUUAGUAAUAACAAUACUAGAAUGAAUAAUAAAAAAAAGAAGAAGACGAAAACAGAUAUGGAGAUGAUUAUAGAUAAAGAGAAUAACAGUGAUACUGUUAUUGAUAAAGUUAAUUCAUUUUUGGAAAAACUGGGAAAUGGAGAUAUUGAAGAAUUUGAAGAAAAUGAUCAUAGAUAUGAAGAAUAUGAUAUUAUAAUGAGUAAUAAAUUGAAUCAAUUUUUAAAUAAUUUUGAUAAUUCAAAUCGAUUAAGUAAAUCAAAAUUUAUAAUUGAAUCAAAUGGUUUAGAAAUAUUACCUAUUGAAGAUGAUAAAGAUCAAUCUAAAUCAAUAUUUAAUCAUCAUUUAAAAAAUUUAACUAAUUUAUUACAUUUACAAAUAAUGAAACAAAAUUGGAAACAAUCUUAUAAAAUUUUUAGUAUAUUAAUUAGAUUUCCACAAGUUGAUUUAAGAUCUAUUUGGCCAUUAGGUAUUGAAAUUUUAUUACAUAUGAAUGAAAUUCAUCAAAAGAAUAAUUUAUGGUCAUUAAAAGUUAAAAAAUUUUUCAAUUAUUUAUCAUCGUUUUAUCUGAUUUCAAAUGUUAAUGCAACUACUAAUUCAAAAGUGAAUAAUAGAAGCAAUGUUGCUCCAGUUUGGAGAUCAGGUAGUAAAACAUUGACUCCAAUGUAUAUUAUUACUUCAUUAUGGUAUUUAUUUAUUCUUCAAGAUUAUGAACAAGUUAUGAAUAGAAUUAAUGAAUUAAUUUUAGAACCUCCUUAUAAUUUAGAAGGUGUUUUAUAUUUUAUUGCUAGUCUAUGUUCAUUAUGUAAUGGUUUUAAAAUUGUUGAAGCUUGGAAAAUUCAAAAUGAAGAUAUGGUUAAAUUUACAAAUGAAAUGAAUCAACCAAUAAGAUCACAACAUCAAGUAUCAGAGGAGUUAAAUAAAAUUGAAAAAGAUAUCAUGAACUAUUUAAAAAAAUGCACUGAAUUGCAAUUCAUAUUUCCUAAAGAACAAAUAGAACAAGAGUUGAAACAUUUACAUCAUGCAGUUCAAGAAAAGAAGAAUAUCACUAAUGAAUCAAGUUCAAGUGAGAAUGAAGAACAAGAGAAUGAAUCAGAUGAUUUAGAUUGGGGAGCGAUUAGUUCCGAUUCAAGUGAAAAUGAGAAUGAAGAAGAAGAAGAAGAUGAUAAAACAGAAGAAGCAAGGAAUAAAUCUCAAAUAUCAUUAUUAGCAUCUAAUCAACCAACUCAACUUGAUGAUAUUAAUUAUAAUCACUAUAGUGAUCAUGAUGAAGAGGAUGAACAAGAAGAACACGAAACAGAAAAGGAAUCAAGACGUGAAAGUUUAAAACAAAUAGAUAUGACAGAUGAUAAUAUUACCAUGAAUGGACAUUCUCUUGAAAAAGAUGAUGUAUCAUUUGAUGAAAUUCCAGCCACUCAGCCAAUAAUAUUACCAGAUACACAACCGAUAGAAUAUCAGGAUUAUCAGAAAGAUAUAAACAUGAGAGGAGAGGAUGAUGAUGAAGAAGAAGAAGAAGAGGAAGAAGAUUAUGUAAAUAACAAUAAUAAUUUUGGAUCUUUUGAUACCAGAAGAAACAGUUUAGAAUUAUACAGUACAAAAAGUUCAAGUGUUGAACCAGAUUUAAAAAGAAAUAUUCAAUCUCAAAAUGAAAGUCAACAAACAAUGCUUGAUUUUGAUUUUGAUUUUGAUUCUGAUUCAAAUUAA